AUGUUAGAUAAAUUUCGAAGUGAAUAUAUCAUUCAUUUUUAUGGAGCAGUAUUUAUUCCUAAUAAAAUAUGUAUGAUAACAGAAUAUGCAAAAUAUGGAUCAAUACAAGAUUUAAUUAAUAAAAGAACAAACACAGAAAUACCAAAUAAAAUAAGAAUUAAAUUCAUGAUAGAUGGAGCAAAAGGAAUUUCAUAUCUUCAUUCAAAUGGAAUAUUACAUCGAGAUAUUAAACCAGAUAAUUUUCUUGUUAUAACACUUGAUGAUAAUAUUGGAGUUAAUUGUAAAUUAACAGAUUUUGGAAGUUCAAGAAACAUUAAUAUGAUGAUGACAAAUAUGACAUUUACAAAAGGGAUAGGAUCACCUACUUACAUGGCACCAGAAGUAUUGAAACGAGAACAUUAUAAAAUGGAAUCAGAUAUAUAUUCAUAUUCAAUAACAAUGCUAGAGAUUAUUACAUGGCAAAAUCCAUUUCCUAAAGAAAUAUACAAUUUUCCAUGGGAUAUUGCAGAUGCAAUCACAUCAGGUAAACGACCACCAAUAAUACAAGAAGUUGAAGAAGAUAUUAAAGAAAUUAUUGAAAAAACAUGGAAACAAGAAGCAAAAGAAAGAAUAACAAUAAAAGAAGUAGUAAGAAUGUUAGAAAGAAUUGAAAAUAAAGAAUGA
This is a messenger RNA of Entamoeba dispar SAW760, 663 nucleotides long. RefSeq names its product serine/threonine protein kinase HT1, putative. Gene Ontology annotation, molecular function: protein kinase activity; ATP binding. Gene Ontology annotation, biological process: protein phosphorylation. Bases 1 to 663 code for a protein of 220 amino acids. The record is from RefSeq and is a predicted model, not a curated record. The transcript has a single exon. NCBI's taxonomy places the organism in Eukaryota, Evosea, Mastigamoebida, Endamoebidae.